Messenger RNA from Lathyrus oleraceus (garden pea), 1593 nucleotides. RefSeq lists its product as uncharacterized. Gene Ontology annotation, molecular function: aspartic-type endopeptidase activity. The coding region runs from base 1 to 1593 and encodes 530 amino acids. The record is from RefSeq and is a predicted model, not a curated record. Gene Ontology annotation, biological process: proteolysis. The transcript has a single exon. NCBI's taxonomy places the organism in Eukaryota, Viridiplantae, Streptophyta, Magnoliopsida, Fabales, Fabaceae.
AUGGGUCCCAAUGUGAAGGACAAUCCAAUGCCAAGUCAUGGUCCUUCAUCAGUGAACAAUAUAGAAGUUUGUCUCAAUGAACAACGUGUUACGAAGAUAGAGGAGAUUCGGCAGUCUUUGGUUAAAAUUCAUUCUGUUUUAUGUGCUCAUGGUCUAUUCCAACAUGACCACCAGAUAUGUGGUACAUGUUCAGUCAAUUCAAGAGGUUGUAGAAAGAUUCAAGAUGAUUUGCAAGGCGUCCUUGAUCAGGGUUUGAUUCAGAUUUCUAGACAAGGGAGUUCUCCAGAAUCACAAGAACAAGAGGUGAAUGUCAUCAUUCCUUGCUUCAACAUUCCAGAGAAAGUAGAGAUAGCUUAUCAUCCGAGGGAGCCAGUGGUGAUUUGCCCUCCGGGCCCAAUGCCUUACACUUCAGAUAAAGCGGUCCCCUACCGCUAUGCAACAACUAUUAUUGAGAACGGUAAAAAGGUCGAGAUUAAAACCUUAGCCUCAGUUACCAAUAUCGCAGCAAAUAGCCGAAUGACGCGCAGUGGCCGCGUGUUCGCUCCGCCGGUUAUCCCAAGUAGAAAUGUUGAGAAAGAUCCAGUAGUCGUGGUACCAGUGACAAGAGAAGCAGAAGGGCAAACAAGCAAUUCAACCCUUGAUAAAGAAACAGAUGAACUACUUAGAAUUAUCAAGCUCAGUGACUACAAAGUGGUAGAUCAGUUGCUACAGACACCGUCAAAAAUCUCGAUCCUGUCCUUAUUAUUGAAUUCAGCUGUCCACAGAGAAGCACUACUGAAGGUGCUUGAUCAAGCCUUUGUAGAACAGGAUAUAACAGCAGAGCAGUUCAACAAUGUUGUAGGCAGCAUCACUUCGUGCAAAGGCUUAGGCUUUUGUGAUGAAGAACUGCCAGAAGAAGGAAAGAAUCACAACUUCGCUCUCCAUAUCUCAGCCAAUUGUCAAGGGGAUUCUUUGUCUAAUAUCCUAAUUGACACCGGUUCAUCUCUGAAUGUCAUGCCCAAGUCUACCUUGGUGAAGCUAAAGUACAAAGGGGGGCAAAUGCGGCACAGUGGAAUUAUUGUGAAAGCGUUCGAUGGAUCAAGAAAAACAAUCAUUGGAGAAGUUGAUUUGCCUAUUGGUAUUGGACCACACGUAUUCCAGAUCACUUUCCAGGUUAUGGACAUAGUGCCAGCUUAUAGCUGUCUGCUCGGAAGCCCAUGGAUUCAUGAGGCGGGUGCCAUUACAUCCACGUUACACCAAAAGUUAAAGUUUGUCAAGAAUGGGCAAAUAGUGACGGUUAAUGGGGAGCAGGCUAUGCUGAUUAGCCACCUUUCAUCGUUUAGUGUGAUAGAAGUAGACGAGACGACUGUUCAAACUCCAUUUCAGGCCCUGACCAUCGAUGAUUACAAGAAAAGUGAAGGUUCAAUCGCGUCAUUCAAAGACGCCCGGCAGAUUGUCAAGACAGGUCCUACAGAAAUGUGGGGCAAGGUGAUAGAGUUGCCAGAAAACGUUAACCAUGCAGGAUUAGGCUUUGUUGAUGGAAAACAAGUGCAGACUUCAGUGGUGCGACCUUUCAAAGAUAUCUUUCACAGCGGUGGUUUAUCAACAUGGUAG